Molecule: messenger RNA, 780 nt
Organism: Aspergillus costaricaensis CBS 115574
Lineage: Eukaryota; Fungi; Ascomycota; Eurotiomycetes; Eurotiales; Aspergillaceae
Gene: mpt
Product: putative DNA repair and transcription factor Ada
Exons: 2
Coding region: 1-780 (259 amino acids)
Biological process (GO): regulation of DNA-templated transcription; DNA repair
Molecular function (GO): sequence-specific DNA binding; zinc ion binding; DNA-binding transcription factor activity
Source: RefSeq, a predicted model, not a curated record
AUGCCGCCAUCCCAAACCCUCCCCCCUCUCCCCCUCCCAAAACCACACCCCUCCACAUCAUCCACAUCCACCCGCUGGCUCGCCAUCCAAACCCGCGACCCAAGAUACACCAGCACCUUCGUAUACGCCGUCCUCACCACGAAAAUCUACUGCCGCCCAACCUGUCCCGCGCGCCUCGCCCGACGAGCUAACGUUCGCUUCUACGAUACAGCCUCGCAGGCCGAGCGCGCAGGGUUUCGCCCCUGUAAGCGCUGCAAACCCGAGAUUGUCAUCGACAAUAACAACAACCACAACUUGUUGGGGGCGAAUAUCCAGAGAGCAUGUCAGACAAUCCGGGCUUCUGUGCAAGCGGGCUCGAAACCGACGUUGCGGAUGCUGGCGGCGGAGGCGGGACUGACGCCGAGUCAUUUUCAUAGGGUGUUUAAGAGGGUUGUGGGCGUUACGGUGGGGAGGUAUGUGGGUGAUAUUGUCAUGAAAGGGAAGAAGGGGAUGGGUGGUGAUGGGGAGGGAGCGUGUAGGGAUUGGGUUGGUGGAGAGAGUGAUGGAUGUGGUGGUCAUGGAAAUGGGGCUGUUCUGUGGAAUGACUUUGAUGUUUUGCUAGCCGCUGAGGAGGACGAUGGGUUCAUGGUUCCUGCUAGUACUGUUGCUAUGCAGGAUGUACACCCGGUGCAAGAUCAUGAGGAACUUCUGGCUUGGCGUGCAGUGGGUUCUUACGGCGUUGGCGUUGGGGGAGGGUGUUCGGUUGAUGAAACGCUUGCAUUGGGUGAUGGAGCGCUGUAG